AUAAUUUUACCACAACAAGAUAUAGUUAUUUUUCCAAAAAGGAGAAUCAGAAAUAUUAUGGUUGCAAUCCAAAAUGAUUAGGAGUGCGGAUUUAGGUUUGGCUGAGGCCGUUGCUUUCCCCAGGUUAUUGACGCCACCAUUUCACUCAGGGUUAACGCUGGUCGUCCAUUUCCCCGCGCUCUCUGGGCGCCCGGGACACGGACGUCGGCCUGCAUGGAGCUCGAGGAUGAAAGCUCCGUUUCCAGGGAUAAAACGGCGGCAAAGACCGCCCGCCUCGACAUGAGCCACGGCUUUGUCCACCACAUCCGCCGCAACCAGAUCGCCAGAGAUGACUAUGACAAGGAAGUGAGACAGGCAAAAGAAAGGCAGAAGAAGAGGCAGACUCCUGCUCCAGUCCGUCCACGUAAGCCAGACCUGCAGGUGUACCAUCCACGCAGGAGAAAUGGAGCAGAGAAUUUCUCUGGCUUUGACUGUGAGGAGUCAAACGAAAGCAGCUCAAGCACCGAUCCAGAGCCACAGAAUACCACAAGAGAGUCACAGAACACUGAGCUAUUCUGCUUGGAUUACCAAGCAGAUGAUAAAAUUGUUACAUCGGUCAUAAUUCAUCAGGGUGAUGACCCCAAGAAAGUGGCAGAAAAAAUUGGGUCUAAGAAUAGCUUGGAGCCUUUGAUGAAAGAAGCAUUGAGGCUAAGAAUCCAGGAGGAAAUUGAAAAGAGGAUCUCAAAGCGUUGAGUCCAACUGCAAUUUCAUUGGGCGAUCCAAUCUUGUUUUUGUUUUGUUGUUUUUCUUCAUUUCUAGAUGGUUAAUGAAGUGUGGAGAGGUUUGAGGCCUCAGGGCCAUGCGAGUUCUUGCAGGGACGAAAUGGGUCAAGAAAGAGGGAAAGAAAGCUGCAAAGAGUGGUGGUCAUGGAUAGAAUUUCUGAAGGAGGCAACAGAAGUCACUUAACUGCCAAAUACAUGGGAGCUUCAGCUAUGCGUUGUACAAGCUCCACAAUUCAUGGUGCACAAUGUCAGAAGAAUAUGAACAGGUUGAUACAAUAUCAUCUUAGAAAUUAAUUACCAAAACAAAAGUAUUCCUUUUUUGGCAAGUAUUUUAACAAACCUUUGAGGAAAAAGGAUGUGAUAGGAUCCUUGCCUAGUGCCAGUAUUCCCAACUCCAGAAAGAAGGUGCUAACAGGAAUUCCAAGAGUUAUCCUAUUCUUCAGUUCGGUACAGUUUCAGAAAGUAGAACCCAACAUGGCUUCAGCCAUGGUACUUUUCCAAGGAACAAAGAAACUGUCAUCCUGAAUGACGUGUAGAAACUACAGAAUAAGGAUCGCCUCUGUGGGUAUGGUUAAAUCCAGUCACCAGUGUUGAAUAACUCUGUAGAGUUGUUCCGUUUUUUUUUGGCAGAGAUUUAUUAAAUUUUUUGAUAGGGUUUCAAAAUUUAUGCAAUGAGACAACAGCUUUCCGGAAAUGAGCUGCCCUUACUUAUGAAGAGAUUGCUUCUCAUCAUUCUGUACCAAUCCUAGCAGGUAGUCUGAGAGUUACCAGGAGCCAGCAAGGGGAUGGUUAGCAGCAGCUGGGAGAGAGCUGGUGGCAACAUCUUAGAAAAUGAUGGCAGCAAGGGUGAUUUAUAGGUACAGAAAUGGAAAUGAUAAGAGGGUCAAGGAUAAAAUUUCCUGUGAAGGAGGUACAUCUGAAUUAUGGGCAGAGCUACCGUUUAAUUUUUCUUGCAAGAUUAAUGGGUCUUAUCCAGUUUCUGGACAACUUGGGAUGUCCAUCUCCAUGUAACCGAGCUCACAAUACCAAGCAUAACAACAUGGAGAUGGACUCUGACUAUUAUCAAUCCUCGCAUCUAAAAAAUGUGGAAGAGAAUAGAGUUUCUUAAAUUCAUAUUGUACCAGUGUUUGCGGUGAUGAGAAACAUACAACAAUUUCUCAAAAGUUAAAAUGGAAUGAAUGCUAAUUGAUGCAGAAGUGAAUAGUUUCUCCCUUCCCCAGAUGGUCCAGAAGAUAGAUGCAGCAUUUGCCUUGGUUCUGAGCCACACAGGGAAAGUCCAAGAUAAUCCCAGCUGCAGUUGACUAGGGAGCUGUGAUUGACUGCAACCACACUUCCUGCUCCCGAUUGCUAUCCUUGGCUCCUCCCCACUACCCCAGCCAAGAGUGGUCAACUACACACGAACUUUCCCAAUCUUGCUUGGUACAGUGUUUCAACAGGCAAUGUACUUAACCCAACAGGAACUUAUUUUGUUUGUAGAAGGCACAUAGCAUCAGAUUCAUCUACUCUCCUGUCUAGCUUCUGUCAUAAAGUAAAGCAUGUGGUUUCAAACAUUUUAAAAUGUUGCAUCCAUCUUUGGGCAGAAUGGGUGAUAGAAUGGAAAAAAAACACAAUUUUUAAAAUUGUCUUGAAACUGUGUUGAUGUUAUUGGCCGAGUUGCUAUUCUUUGAUCACACUUCCCUGUAGUACAACAUUUCAAAAUUACUUCAAUGAUUGUGAACUGCUUUGAAGUGUCCUAAAUUGGUGAAACUUUCUAAGUACUAUCUUCUGCCUUGAUUGAGAUUUCAAAGGGUUUGUUGAACAUUUUAAUUUUUUUAAAAAAAUUAGUUAAGAUUGCUUUUAUUCUCAAGUCUACAUAAAAACCAUUCUGUACAAAAUUGGUUUCCUGUUCAUUGUUUACCCACUCUGUGUACGUCAA
Pristis pectinata (smalltooth sawfish) is the source of this 2676-nucleotide messenger RNA. RefSeq names its product chromosome 29 C2orf68 homolog (gene c29h2orf68). The record is from RefSeq and is a predicted model, not a curated record. The coding region runs from base 214 to 732 and encodes 172 amino acids. The transcript has 4 exons. Lineage: Eukaryota; Metazoa; Chordata; Chondrichthyes; Rhinopristiformes; Pristidae.